Molecule: messenger RNA, 964 nt
Organism: Alligator mississippiensis (American alligator)
Lineage: Eukaryota; Metazoa; Chordata; Crocodylia; Alligatoridae
Product: olfactory receptor 2F1
Exons: 1
Coding region: 1-945 (314 amino acids)
Biological process (GO): G protein-coupled receptor signaling pathway
Cellular component (GO): membrane
Molecular function (GO): olfactory receptor activity; G protein-coupled receptor activity
Source: RefSeq, a predicted model, not a curated record
AUGGAGUCAGAAAACCAAACUUCUGUGACUGAGUUUAUCAUCCUGGGCCUCUCCAGCCAUCGGGGCACUCAGCUCUGGCUUUUUGCACUCCUUUUAGGUAUGUAUGUCAUCACUCUUGUGGGAAACAUUGUUAUCAUUGUUACCAUCCGGAUAGACCCAUGUCUUGAUACUCCCAUGUACUUCUUCCUUGGAAACCUGUCCUUCUUGGAUAUCUGCUACACAUCCAGUGUGGUCCCCCAGAUGCUGGUCCACUUCCUGGCCCAGCACAAAGCCAUCUCUUUCAGCAGGUGCACAGCCCAACUCUAUGUCUCCCUGUCACUAGGGAGCAUUGAGUUUAUCCUCCUGGCUGUUAUGGCAUAUGAUCGCUAUGUGGCCAUUUGCAACCCCCUCCAUUACACUGUCACCAUGAGCAGGAGGGUUUGUAUCCAGCUGGCAGUGGCUUCAUGGGCCAGUGGCUUUCUCAACUCCUUGGUGCAAACCACCUUUACCAUGCGGCUGCCCUUCUGUGGCUUCAAUAUCAUCAACCACUUUGCCUGUGAAGCUGUGGCACUCAUCAAGAUAGCCUGCUCUAACACCUAUGUUAACGAGAUCAUUCUCAUGAUGGCCAGUGUCCUGAUCCUCAUCAUCCCCUGCUCCUUCAUCAUCCUGUCCUACAUCUACAUCAUUUCAUCCAUCCUGCGUAUUUGCUCCUCAGAGGGCAGGUACAAGACCUUCUCCACUUGUACCUCCCACAUCACUGUUGUGAUGCUGUGCUAUGGGACAGCCAUCUUUGCCUACAUGAGGCCCCGGGCCAGUGUGUCACCCAAUCAAGACAAGAUGUUUUCAUUAUUCUAUGCUGUGGUCACUCCCAUGCUGAAUCCUGUCAUAUACAGCCUAAGGAAUAAGGAAGUGAAGGAGGCCCUAGCCAAAGCCAUGGGAAGUGGGCUGUCUUCUGAAAAAAGAUAGAUAUUUCUGUCUCCUUCUA